AUGGGAAAUCCAAAAUGUCUUCUUUUAAUCCUAACCCUUGGUUUCCUAGCCGUGGGAAUGCUGAACAUUGAUGCAAAGGGUGUUGACACGAUGAAAUAUCUGACAAUGACUAGGCCGAUUUGUAGUGGGUCAAUGGCCGAGUGCCUAGCAGGGGACGAGCUAGACGAGCUAGAAUUCGUGCUCGACUCAGAGACAAAUCGACGUAUUCUAAAGUCUCAAUCAAACUACAUUAGCUAUGGUGCAAUGAACAAGAAUAGAGUACCAUGUUCAAGGCGUGGGGCUUCCUACUACAAUUGCAAACCAGACAGAUUUCUUAAAGGAAAAAGGAUGUUGAAGUCCUUUAAACAAAAAAUGAUCCAACCAUCUUCUUAUGCAGAUCUUAUUGUGUACAAGCUAGUUUAA
Amaranthus tricolor (Joseph's coat) is the source of this 402-nucleotide messenger RNA. RefSeq names its product rapid alkalinization factor-like. The transcript has 3 exons. NCBI's taxonomy places the organism in Eukaryota, Viridiplantae, Streptophyta, Magnoliopsida, Caryophyllales, Amaranthaceae. Bases 1 to 402 code for a protein of 133 amino acids. The record is from RefSeq and is a predicted model, not a curated record.